CUCAAAAAGCAGACUUUUAUUUCUUUUCCUGCUGCAGCCUUAAAGAAAAUACUUCAAGUCUUGUAAGAAAGAAAGAUGUCAAUCAAACAAAGAUAAUACACGGUAUACAGAAUUAAUGAAGAGAUAUUGAAUAUGGACCCACGCCUGCAAGCGCCAUUACUUUGCUUUCAAGACCAAUCAACUCCCCAGUCCUCUCCCAACAUUUUGUUUGAGUGAAUUUGAGCAUAAAGCUAAAGCCCAUGCUCCUGUUCCUUUCUCCCCAGUCAGUUUUCUUUUCUCCUUUUUUUCCCACCAUUGAAGAAAACAGGCUAGUUAAAGUGCUGUCUCAUGAUUGAGUAGAACAAACUGUUAUUGUCAAAAAGGCAUGGGCAAUUGUGUUACAGUUUACAGGAACAAGGAUCCUGCAGCCAUGAAUCUUAGUGCCCAAAUUCAGUCACCCACGAAGGAGAACUUUGUCAGAAGGGAACAUUCAAUUGCUGAACUCGGUUCCAGGUCUCAGCCGUCACCUAUGGAACAAGAAAGUAGUUUUGGACACUUGAGUAAUACAGAGGAGAAUUUUUUCGAUUCCCAGCCUUGGUUAGAAUCUGACUGUGAAGAUUUCUUCAGUGUCAAUGAUGAUUCUACCUCUUCUUGCGGAAACAGCCCUAACCACCAGAAAAGCUUCGGGGAAAGUUCUCUACGUGAUAAAAAUCAUUCCAUGGACCAUGCACAGGUUGCACUACCUGAACAUUCUCCAACUGAUACAAAGAAGCAGCUAAUUGAGUUAUUCCGUGAGAGCUUCGAUGAUGAUGCUGUAAAUAAUUAUCCAAGUUUAAAAGAGCAGUUGGAAGAAAAACCUACAACUUUCAACCUUCCUCCAAAGUGUACAAAUCCAUAUGAAUCUAUCCCCAACUCUGUUCGCAGCAGCGAAGCAACUCCACACAGGGGAUACCUCCCUAGGAAAGAAAAAUCAACCCAGUCUGCGCAGUGCUGCCUUCCAAGUUCGGUGCGCAACAGGCGCUUUGGUGAGAGAAAGAAAAGUCUAAGCCCUGCCAAUACUGAUGGAUGGUAAGCCAUAUAUUUAUUCUGUACAAAUCUCUUGAGAAGUUGUACUUUUUAAGAUUAGCAUGGUCAAAUUAACAAGCUACAAUCUCAAAACCCUUUUUUGCAACUUGUCUUUUAUCAGCGGCACAAUUGUAGAGUGAUGCAUAAACUGGGCAUUUUGUCCUAAUGUAUUGUUCAAUUGCUUCUUUCUUAUCUUCUUAUAGUGUGAUACUGCUUCUGUAAAAUGAGAAAUCAGUAAAUUUCUAUAUUUUCAUUUGCUUGAGAAUGUUGCAGUUUUGAAUAAUUUGUCUUUCCUAAUUAUAUGA
Molecule: messenger RNA, 1349 nt
Organism: Durio zibethinus
Lineage: Eukaryota; Viridiplantae; Streptophyta; Magnoliopsida; Malvales; Malvaceae
Source: RefSeq, a predicted model, not a curated record